CUUCAAAAAAGUGAUGCAGCAGCGUAGCGUGAACAGUAUUUCAAUCUUCCAAUUUACUCAUCUUCACGACUUCACCCCAACCCAUUAAAACGGAAAACGACACCAGAAAUUCUCCCAUGGCAGUUGCCUUCUCCACCACCAUCUCCACUGCCAUCAAAUUCACUUCCAACCUAUACAUACACAUAUACGUAUAACUCAAAUCUCCCGCCUCGCCAACUUUCUCGCUCACACACACUCACACGCAACCGAGCCUGUCUCUCUCUGUUACGUUAAUUUGAUCGAAUUCAGAUCUGAACGAGGCGUGAGAGCGACCAAUUGUGAUCCGAACAGUAUCGACCAAAGCGGCGCCUGGAGGUGGUCGGAGAAUGGAGUACAUCGACAGAUUGCCGAGCAUGGAUCUGAUGCGCUCCGAGAAGAUGAUGCUGGCUCAGCUGAUUAUACCCGUCGAGUCGGCUCACCGCGCCGUCUCCUAUCUCGGCCAACUAGGUCUCCUCCAAUUCCGCGAUUUAAAUGAUGAUAAAAGCCCUUUCCAGAGAACGUUUGUUAACCAGGUUAAAAGAUGUGCUGAGAUGUCCAGAAAGUUACGUUUUUUCAAAGAUCAGAUACAUAAAGCUGGUCUAGGGCUAUCUCCACAUCCAGCUUCCGAAACUGAUAUUGAAUUAGAAGAAUUGGAGGCUGGACUUGCUGAGCAUGAGCACGAGUUAAUUGAAAUGAAUCAUAACAGUGAGAAGCUGCAGCAAACAUAUAAUGAGUUGCUUGAGUUCAAGAUGGUCCUACAGAAGGCAGGUGACUUUCUUAUGCCCGAUGGGAAUCAUUCCGCAGCACAAGAGACAGAAUUAGAUGAAAAUGUUCAUAUAAACAAUGGUUAUGCCGAUUCAGCAUCACUGCUGGAACAGGAGAUGCAACCUGGAAUAUCAGAUCAGUCUGGUGUGAAGUUUGUAAGUGGUGUAAUUUGUAAAUCUAAAGCAUUGAGAUUCGAAAGGAUGUUGUUUCGUACAACCAGGGGAAAUAUGCUUUUCAAUCAGGCACCAGCGGAUGACCCAAUUGUGGAUCCUGCAUCAAAUGAAAUGGUUGAGAACACAGUUUUUAUGGUAUUCUUCUCAGGCGAGCAAGCAAGGAAAAAAAUCCACAAAAUUUGUGAAGCAUUUGGAGCAAACUGCUACCCAGUUCCUGAAGACUCAAUCAAGCGGAGGCAAAUAACUAGAGAUGUUUUGUCACGCUUGUCUGAGUUGGAAACAACCUUAGAGGCUGGCCUUCGACAUCGAGAUGCGGCUCUGACCUCUAUUGGGUUUCAGCUUACAAAGUGGAUGAAUAUGGUAAGAAGGGAAAAGGCUAUUUAUGACACAUUGAAUAUGCUGAACUUUGAUGUCACAAAGAAGUGCCUGGUCGGUGAGGGUUGGUGUCCAAUAUUUGCAAAAACUAUGAUUCAAGAUGCUCUGCAACGUGCAACUUUUGAUAGUAAUUCACAAGUGGGUAUAAUAUUUCAUGUGAUGGACUCAAUCGAAUCACCUCCUACAUUCUUCAGAACCAACCAUUUUACAAAUGCAUAUCAAGAAAUUGUUGAUGCAUAUGGAGUUGCGAAAUAUCAAGAGGCAAAUCCUGCAGUUUAUGCUGUAAUUACAUUUCCAUUUCUUUUUGCUGUGAUGUUUGGGGAUUGGGGUCAUGGUAUAUGCUUACUGUUGGGAGCUUUAGUCCUUAUAGCACGCGAGAAAAGAUUAGGUUCACAGAAACUCGGCAGCUUUAUGGAAAUGCUAUUUGGCGGUCGAUAUGUCCUCCUUCUGAUGUCUCUGUUUUCAAUUUACUGUGGUGUUAUAUACAAUGAAUUCUUUUCCGUUCCUUUUCACAUAUUCGGUAGUUCUGCCUACAAAUGCAGAGAUGCUACAUGCAGUGAAGCACGUACAAUCGGUUUAAUCAAAGUUGGAGAUACAUAUCCAUUUGGCGUGGACCCAAGUUGGCGUGGAAGUCGUUCUGAGUUGCCUUUCUUAAACUCUCUCAAGAUGAAAAUGUCUAUUUUGUUUGGUGUGUCACAGAUGAAUUUAGGAAUUUUAAUAAGUUACUUCAAUGCACGCUUCUUCAACAACUCAAUUGAUAUUAAGUACCAAUUUGUGCCUCAGAUGAUCUUCCUUAACAGCCUUUUUGGAUAUCUUUCACUUCUCAUUAUUAUCAAAUGGUGCACCGGUUCUCAAGCAGAUUUGUAUCAUGUGAUGAUCUACAUGUUCUUGAGCCCUUUUGAAGAAUUGGGGGAAAAUAAGCUGUUCUGGGGUCAGGGCGUGCUUCAGGUUAUAUUGUUGCUCGUAGCUGUUAUUGCUGUCCCGUGGAUGCUCUUUCCGAAACCCUUUAUUUUAAAGAGACUUCAUACUGAGAGAUUCCAAGGCCGGGCAUACGGAAUUCUUGGGACCUCUGACAUGUAUAGUGAUGAUGAGCCUGAUUCUGCGAGACAUCCUCAUGGUGAGGAGGAGUUCAACUUUAGUGAGGUCUUUGUUCAUCAAAUGAUACAUUCGAUUGAGUUUGUACUGGGUGCAGUUUCUAAUACUGCAUCAUAUCUUCGGUUGUGGGCACUAAGUUUGGCCCACUCAGAAUUAUCAACUGUUUUUUACGAGAAAGUCCUCCUGCUCGCCUGGGGGUACAACAAUUUCAUGAUACGUCUAAUCGGGCUGGCAGUUUUUGCAUUUGCAACAGCAUUCGUACUACUCAUGAUGGAAACUCUGAGCGCGUUCCUCCACGCCUUGCGUCUACACUGGGUGGAAUUCCAAACUAAGUUUUACAGUGGGGAUGGAUAUAAGUUCAAGCCCUUUUCCUUCGCCUCGCUAACAGAUGAAGAUGACUAGUCCUUUUCUUCCCUUUUUUCUAUUUUUGAGAAUUUUGGAGGCAGCAGGAAGAAGAAGAAAUUUUGCAGUCGCGACGCACGAUCAUGAUGAUGAAAGUAUGGAUGAGGAGAGUCGUUUACUCGUUAUUUUUUAACAUGAUACUAGUUUAUAUUAGACUUCUAAUUGUAAGCCUUGACUCGAAAAUUCUUUAGAAGCAAAACCUGGAGUUGUAAAGAGGGACCUUCUAUAUACGUAGAUUCUCAGCCUUUUUUUUUGUUCUUAGCGACACCCAUAUUUGUACAACUUCUUAUACAGAACUAUUGCUCAAACACUUGUAGGCUAUGAAACCACACCAUUUUUAUUUAA
This is a messenger RNA of Salvia miltiorrhiza (redroot sage), 3173 nucleotides long. RefSeq names its product V-type proton ATPase subunit a1-like. The transcript is spliced from 18 exons. Gene Ontology annotation, molecular function: ATPase binding; proton-transporting ATPase activity, rotational mechanism. Gene Ontology annotation, cellular component: vacuolar proton-transporting V-type ATPase complex; vacuolar proton-transporting V-type ATPase, V0 domain. Bases 366 to 2828 code for a protein of 820 amino acids. The record is from RefSeq and is a predicted model, not a curated record. NCBI's taxonomy places the organism in Eukaryota, Viridiplantae, Streptophyta, Magnoliopsida, Lamiales, Lamiaceae. Gene Ontology annotation, biological process: vacuolar acidification; proton transmembrane transport.